Tupaia belangeri chinensis (Chinese tree shrew) is the source of this 8767-nucleotide messenger RNA. It is a transcript of the gene CHD6, whose product is annotated as chromodomain helicase DNA binding protein 6. The record is from RefSeq and is a predicted model, not a curated record. The transcript has 39 exons. Gene Ontology annotation, molecular function: ATP binding; protein binding. Bases 82 to 8289 code for a protein of 2735 amino acids. NCBI's taxonomy places the organism in Eukaryota, Metazoa, Chordata, Mammalia, Scandentia, Tupaiidae.
GCUAAACUUCACCAAAUAAUAGCUGUUUGUAUUUUGGCUGCUGCAGGAGCCAUUUUAGAAAUAAACAUCUUCCUGCAAUAGAUGAAAAUGAAAAUACAGAAGAAAGAAAAGCAGUUGUCAAAUUUAAAAGUUCUGAAUCACUCCCCAAUGUCUGAUGCCUCUGUCAAUUUUGACUACAAAUCUCCAUCCCCAUUUGACUGCAGCACUGACCAGGACGAGAAAAUUGAAGAUGUUGCUAGUCACCGUUUGUCCCAGAAGGACCUGUUUGCUGCUGCAGAGGAGACUGCUACCCUUUUUCCUAGGAAAAUGACCUCUCAUAAUGGGAUGGAGGACAGUGGAGGAGGAGGUACUGGAGUGAAGAAGAAACGGAAGAAAAAGGAGGCAGGAGAGCAAGAGGGUGCAGCAAAGGGAAGCAAAGACAGGGAGCCCAAGCCAAAGAGGAAACGAGAACCUAAAGAGCCAAAGGAGCCCAGGAAGACCAAGGAGCCGAAGAAGGCCAAGGAGCCCAAGGAGCCGAAGCAGAGGGAUGGAGUAAAGAAGACCCGGAAGCCCCGGGAAGCCUCGGGCACCAAGGAGGCCAAAGAGAAGAGGAGCUGCACUGACUCUGCAGCUAGGACGAAGUCCAAGAAGUCCAGCAAGGAGCAAGGACCAACCCCAGUGGAGAAAAAGAAGAAAGGAAAAAGGAAAAGUGAAUCGACGGUGGAGAGUUUAGAGCUGGAUCAGGGCCUGCCGAACUCAUCCCUGCGGAGUCCUGAGGAGUCCACUGAGUCUGCAGACAGCCAGAAGCGACGUUCAGGACGGCAAGUGAAGCGUAGAAAAUACAACGAAGACCUGGACUUCAAAGUGGUGGAUGAUGAUGGGGAAACCAUCGCUGUUCUUGGAGCUGGCCGAACAUCUGCACUCUCGGCUUCUACACUGGCUUGGCAGGCAGAGGAGCCUCCAGAAGAUGAUGCAAACAUUAUUGAGAAGAUCCUGGCAUCUAAGACCGUUCAGGAGGUUCACCCAGGAGAACCUCCAUUUGACUUGGAGCUAUUCUACGUUAAGUACAGAAAUUUUUCCUACUUACAUUGUAAAUGGGCCACAAUGGAAGAACUGGAAAAGGAUCCUCGCAUCGCACAGAAGAUAAAGCGAUUUAGGAAUAAACAAGCCCAGAUGAAGCACAUUUUUACUGAGCCUGAUGAAGACUUGUUCAAUCCAGACUAUGUGGAAGUUGACCGCAUCUUGGAGGUGGCUCACACCAAGGAUGCAGAAACUGGUGAGGAGGUGACACAUUACCUGGUUAAGUGGUGCUCACUACCAUAUGAAGAAAGCACAUGGGAGCUAGAGGAAGAUGUGGAUCCAGCAAAAGUUAAAGAAUUUGAAUCUCUUCAAGUUCUCCCUGAAAUUAAGCAUGUGGAACGGCCUGCUUCAGAUGCUUGGCAGAAACUCGAAAAGUCUCGCGAGUAUAAGAACAGUAACCAGCUCCGGGAGUACCAGCUGGAGGGAAUGAACUGGCUUCUUUUUAACUGGUAUAACAGAAAAAACUGUAUUUUGGCUGAUGAGAUGGGCCUAGGAAAAACAAUCCAGUCCAUCACAUUCCUUUCAGAAAUAUUCCUCAGGGGAAUCCAUGGCCCCUUUCUCAUCAUCGCUCCUCUGUCCACCAUUACUAACUGGGAGCGGGAGUUCCGAACAUGGACAGAGAUGAACGCCAUCGUGUACCACGGCAGCCAGAUCAGCAGGCAGAUGAUCCAGCAGUACGAAAUGGUGUACCGAGAUGCUCAGGGAAACCCCCUUUCAGGCGUCUUCAAGUUCCAUGUAGUCAUCACCACAUUUGAGAUGAUCCUGGCAGACUGCCCAGAACUGAAGAAGAUUCACUGGAGCUGUGUGAUAAUUGAUGAAGCCCACAGACUGAAGAAUAGGAACUGCAAACUUCUAGAGGGUCUGAAGCUCAUGGCCCUGGAACAUAAAGUGCUGCUCACUGGGACCCCCUUGCAGAACUCUGUGGAGGAGCUCUUCAGUUUGCUAAAUUUUCUGGAGAGGGAAAGAUUAAGUCAUUGGAGACAGGAUUUAGUACAGGUUAACUCAGGUGCUUUGACGCUGAAUCCCUUACUCUGUCAUUGUCUUCCUGGGAGAGGGAACAAGUCACCUUGCUGGUGCAGUCAAGUAAAGAAAUUGCAGUCUAUCCUAAAACCAAUGAUGCUUCGACGGCUAAAAGAUGAUGUGGAAAAGAACCUUGCUCCUAAACAGGAAACAAUCAUUGAAGUGGAAUUGACUAAUAUCCAGAAAAAGUAUUACCGUGCCAUCCUGGAGAAGAACUUUUCCUUCCUGACCAAGGGGGCUAAUCAGCACAACAUGCCCAAUCUCAUUAAUACCAUGAUGGAACUAAGAAAAUGUUGUAACCAUCCUUACCUGAUUAACGGAGCAGAGGAGAAAAUUCUGGAAGAUUUCCGAAAAACUCACAGCCCUGAUGCCCCUGACUUUCAGCUGCAGGCCAUGAUUCAGGCAGCCGGGAAGCUGGUACUGAUUGAUAAACUGCUCCCUAAGCUGAUUGCAGGUGGCCACAAAGUACUCAUCUUCUCCCAGAUGGUGCGUUGCCUCGAUAUCCUGGAAGAUUAUCUCAUCCAGAGAAGAUACACCUAUGAGCGAAUUGAUGGGCGAGUACGGGGAAACCUGCGCCAGGCAGCCAUCGACCGGUUCUGUAAGCCAGACUCAGACCGCUUUGUCUUUCUUCUGUGCACCAGAGCGGGAGGCCUGGGGAUCAAUCUCACAGCUGCUGAUACCUGCAUCAUAUUUGAUUCUGACUGGAACCCACAAAAUGACUUGCAGGCUCAGGCUCGAUGUCACCGUAUAGGCCAGAGCAAGGCCGUGAAGGUCUAUCGCCUCAUCACUCGGAACUCCUAUGAGCGGGAGAUGUUUGACAAGGCCAGCCUAAAGCUGGGACUGGACAAGGCCGUUCUUCAGGACAUCAACCGAAAGGGCAGCACCAAUGGAGUACAGCAGCUCUCAAAAAUGGAGGUGGAGGACUUGCUCCGGAAAGGUGCUUAUGGAGCUUUAAUGGAUGAGGAAGACGAAGGCUCCAAGUUCUGUGAAGAAGACAUAGACCAGAUUCUACAAAGAAGAACCCACACAAUCACCAUCCAGUCUGAAGGGAAAGGGUCCACUUUUGCCAAGGCCAGCUUCGUAGCUUCGGGAAACAGAACAGAUAUUUCCUUAGAUGAUCCCAACUUUUGGCAGAAAUGGGCUAAAAUAGCUGAACUAGACACUGAAGCAAAGAAUGAAAAGGAAAGCUUGGUGAUUGACCGACCUCGUGUGAGAAAGCAGACCAAACACUACAACUCAUUUGAGGAAGAUGAGCUCAUGGAGUUUUCAGAGUUAGACAGUGACUCUGAUGAAAGGCCCACGAGAUCCAGGCGUCUCAAUGAUAAAGCCAGGCGCUACCUCCGAGCUGAGUGUUUUCGGGUGGAGAAGAACCUGCUCAUCUUUGGCUGGGGUCGAUGGAAGGAUAUCCUGACUCACGGGCGAUUCAAGUGGCAUCUGAAUGAGAAGGACAUGGAGAUGAUUUGCCGGGCCCUACUGGUGUAUUGUGUCAAGCAUUAUAAGGGGGAUGAGAAGAUCAAGAGCUUCAUUUGGGAAUUGAUCACACCUACCAAAGAUGGGCAGUCCCAGACCCUGCAGAACCACUCAGGGUUGUCUGCCCCAGUCCCCAGAGGGAGGAAAGGGAAGAAAACAAAGAACCAGCUACUGCUCCCAGAGCUCAAGAAUGCAGACUGGCUGGCCACCUGCAAUCCCGAGGUUGUCUUGCAUGAUGAUGGCUACAAGAAACACCUCAAACAGCACUGCAAUAAGGUACUUUUGCGAGUGAGGAUGUUAUACUACCUAAAAGCUGAAAUAUUGGGAGAAGCAGCUGAUAAAGCAUUUGAAGGAACUCCUGCCAGGGAGCUAGAUGUGCCUCUGCCCGACAUCGACUAUGUGGAAAUCCCUGUGGACUGGUGGGAUGCCGAGGCCGAUAAGUCCCUUCUCAUUGGCGUGUUCAAGCAUGGUUAUGAGAGGUACAAUGCCAUGCGAGCAGACCCAGCACUCUGCUUCUUGGAGAAGGUCGGGAUGCCAGACGAAAAGUCUCUUUCUGCAGAACAGGGUGUUACAGAUGGGACCUCGGACAUUCCUGAAAGAGGCAACACAGAUAAAGAGGACAAUGCUGAGGACAAAACAGAUGGCCUCCAGAAGCAAACGGAAAGUUCUGGCGAUGGCGGUGAUGGCAUCUUCGGUGAAAAGAAGGAUGACAGCCGGGCAGCCCAGGAUGGCUCUGACCCAGACAAAUCACCCUGGCCAGUUUCGUCCGCUCUCACAGCUCGUCUCAGACGUCUGGUCACUGUUUACCAGCGCUGCAACCGCAAGGAGCUCUGCCGACCUGAAGUUCUGGGACCAGGUAACCAAGGAUACUGGGUUCAGGAAGAGAUGUUCAGGAGAGCCUCAGAAAUGGACCUCAUCAACAAGGAAGCCCAAAAGAGGUGGACUCGGAGAGAGCAGGCAGACUUCUAUAGAACAGUUUCUUCCUUUGGUGUUGUUUAUGAUCAAGAAAAGAAAAUCUUUGACUGGACACAGUUCCGCAUCAUUUCCCGUUUGGACAAGAAAUCGGAUGAGAGCCUAGAACACUAUUUUUACAGUUUCGUGGCCAUGUGCCGGAACGUCUGUCGUCUGCCUGCACGGAAAGAUGGCGGUCCUGCAGAUGCCACCAUUUAUGUGGAGCCCAUCACCGAGGAGCGAGCCGCACGAACUCUGUACCGCAUCGAGCUGUUGAGGAAGGUCCGCGAGCAGGUGCUCAGGUGUCCUCAGUUACACGAGCGCCUCCAGCUGUGCAGGCCCAGCCUCUACCUCCCAGUCUGGUGGGAGUGUGGGAAGCAUGACCGAGACCUGCUCAUUGGCACUGCCAAGCACGGGCUUACCCGCACUGACUAUUACAUCAUGAACGACCCCCAGCUGUCAUUUCUGGAUGCCUAUAGAAAUUAUGCCCAGCAUAAAAGAACUGAUGCCCCAGUACCAGGAAGUCUCUGCUGCCUUUACCAGACCAACUCUAAACUAUAUGAAUCUCUUACAUACACUCAAAUGAGUAGGACUGUUGAGUCCCUUGAAAGUGAACCUGAGAAUCUAGUGAAAAUAGAAAGUAGAGAUGAUCAUUUAAGCCUGCCAGGGGGUAACCUACCCGACAUGACUUGUGAAAGCUUCAUUUCUAAAGUUCAGGAUGUCAUUUCCAUCGACCAUGAUGAAAGUCAGCUGUCUGAGACCUUGGAAAGCAUGAUGUGUGGAAAGAAGGUGCUUAGCCAAGAGCCAGGCUCUUUUCAGGAGAGCUCAGGUCCCAGUACAGAGUCCAGGAAAGACACUGUUGCCAUCUCAGCAAACAAAGAUGGAAAUGGCCAUAAGGCAGAAAUAGCUGCAGACUCCUCUUUUAUGGAUAGUUUAGAAGCAGGGGUAGCUCAAAUGAACAUUAAAAAUGGGAAUCAUUUGUCAGUAUCUGCUUCAAAGGAAGGGGAGCCCUGUUGCAGUGAGAUGGGGCAGAGACCUGAAUGCAUUGGGCAGCUGGAAGCCAAAUGCUUAGCUUCCCCUUCCUUGGAUCCAGGAAACGAAAGUGGGUUUGUAGAUAUGUGCAAUCUUCAUGUCUGUGACUCCAAAAGAAACUUAUCCUCAGAUCAGCAAUUAAUUGAUUUGUUAGAAAGCAAGAGUUUAGAAAGUAAAUUAAUUUUGAGUCAGAACCGUAGUGAUGAGGAAGAAGAAGAGGAGGAAAAUGAGGAGGAAAACUUAGCCAUGGCGGUAGGCAUGAGGGACAGGCCAGAGGUUUUGCAUCUCACCGAGCACACUACUAAUACACCAAGGGAAAAGAGCCUUAGCUUCCAUGUAGAUGAAGCCAGGAAAGGAAACCCAGAGGCAGUAGGCCAGCCUCUUGGACUGCAGAAGGCAUUUCCUUCAGCCACCUGUCAGUGUCACUGCAGACACAUGGAGAGGUGGGUGCGUGGUCUUGAGAACAAUGAAUUUGAAGUGGAGAAACCCAAGGCUUAUAGCCCAGAUCUGUACAAAAACAAAACCAAUGUCACAAUGGAGGAGGAACCUACUGCUGUUCCAUCAGAAUCAUUUCAAGUGAAGCAUGAGCCUUUAAAAGAACCUUGGAAAGAAAGUAUAGAGAGAAAAAAGGGAUUCCCCAUGUAUCUUCCCAAAGGAACUGAGCUCAAGUCAGAAGACGUGGAUUUUGAGAAUAAAGAUGAAUAUGACAGAGAUGGAAACUGCCAUCAAGAUUAUCCAGGGAAAUACUCGGAGGAGGAAAGCAAGAGCUCGACAUCAGGCAUCACAGGGGACGUUGGGGAUGACCUGCAGGAGGCUCGGGCUCCCACCAUUGCUCAACUGCUACAGGAGAAAACUCUGUAUUCCUUCUCAGAGUGGCCAAAGGAUCGUGUGAUAAUUAACCGCCUCGAUAAUAUCUGCCAUGUGGUGUUGAAAGGGAAGUGGCCCUCCAGCCAGCAGUACGAGCCCUCAGGUACACUGUCCACCCCUGUGUUAGCCAGCAGUGCUGGUUCUCGAAACAGCCUUUCGGAGCCAGAAGCAUCAGAACACAGCUUCAGCAAUGGUGCAGCCUUGGCAGCACAGAUCCAGAAGGAGAGCUUCUUGACUCCAAUAUUCACGAAGGAUGAACAAAAGCACAGACGUCCCUAUGAGUUUGAGGUGGAGAGGGACGCAAAGGCUCGGAGCCUGGAGCAAUUCUCGGCCACCCAUGGACACCCGCCCAUCGUCCUCAAUGGCUGGCAUGGGGAAUCAGCAAUAGACCUCUCCUGCUCCUCAGAGGGGUCCCCGGGAGCCACACCCCCUUUCCCAGUGAGCACCAGCACCCCUAAGAUUGGGGCUAUCGGUUCCCUUCAAGGAGCCCUUGGCAUGGACUUGUCUGGGAUUCUGCAAGCUGGCUUGAUCCAUCCAGUGACCGGACAGAUCGUCAACGGAAACCUCAGAAGAGAUGAUGCUGCCACGAGGAGGCGGAGAGGGAGGCGGAAACAUGUUGAAGGAGGGAUGGACCUUAUCUUUCUAAAAGAGCAAACACUUCAGGCAGGAAUCUUGGAAGUCCACGAAGACCCAGGGCAGGCCACCCUGAGCACCACACACUCCGAAGGGCCAGGACCUGCUACCUCCACCCCUGAACCGGCCGGAGCCACCAGCAGCCAGGCCGAGAAGGCCGUUCCCAGCAAGAGUCUGCUUGACUGGCUGCGACAGCAGGCGGACUACUCCCUGGACGUUCCCAGCUUCGGGGCAAAUUUUUCAGACAAACCAAAGCAGAGGAGGCCACGCUGUAAAGAACCUGGAAAAUUAGAUGUCAGCUCUCUGAGUGGGGAAGAGAGAGUUCCUGCCGUCCCCAAGGAGCCAGGACUGAGGGGAUUUCUCCCAGAAAACAAGUUCAAUCACAGCCUGGUGGAGCCUGUUCUUCGAGACGCUGGCCCCCGUAGGAGGGGGAGGCGGCCUCGAAACGAGCUCCUGAAAGCCCCCACCAUCGUGGCAGACUCCGGCUCCGGAAUGGGGCCACUGUUCAUGAAUGGCCUAAUCGCUGGGAUGGACCUGGUAGGGCUGCAGAACAUGAGGAACAUGCCAGGCAUCCCCCUCACUGGGCUGGUGGGGUUCCCGGCCGGCUUCGCCGCAAUGCCUGCGGGCGAGGAAGUAAAGAGCACCCUGAGCAUGCUGCCCAUGAUGCUGCCAGGCGUGGCCGCGGUGCCCCAGAUGUUCGGUGUCGGGGGGCUCCUCAACACACCCAUGGCGACCACCUGCACUCCCACUGCCCCAACGUCUCUACCAAGCACAACAAAAAGUGGCACGGCAGUGACCGAAAAGACUGAGGAAGAUAAGCCGAGCAGCCACGAUGUAAAAACAGACCCUUUGGCUGAAGACAAGCCUGGUCCUAGUCCAUUUUCUGAUCAGUCCGAACCUGCAAUAACUACUAGUAGUCCCGUGGCUUUCAACCCGUUUCUCAUCCCGGGAGUAUCUCCUGGACUCAUUUACCCAUCCAUGUUUCUCUCCCCUGGCAUGGGCAUGGCUCUGCCAGCCAUGCAGCAGGCCAGACACUCGGAAAUGGUAGGCCUGGAGAGCCAGAAGCGUAAGAAGAAGAAAACAAAAGGGGACAACCCCAACCCCAACCCCAACCCAGAGCCUGUUCCUGGGUGUGAAAGGGAGCCAGGCAGCGAUCAGAACUGCACCGAAUCCAGCGCCCCUUUGCCCCCAGAGAGAGAACAUGUGGCACAGGCUGGGGAAGGGACCCUCAAAGACUGCAGCAGUGACACCAAUUAGAACUCGUUUCGUUCAAGAAAUUAUUGUGACUUGUAAGUUUCUUAUCCCAUAAAGGUUUGUUACUUCCCUCACUUCACCUUCAUAAGAACCUGUGUUUCCAUAAGUAAUAUUACCUACCUGAUUUCCUGUCUGAGAAUUACGGUAACGGAUGUUAAUAGUUGCAGGGUCUUGCCACUUCAUUAGAUUAAGUGUCGUCUACCUAGUUGAGGAGGCACAGAAUUCUCAUUCUGUUACCCAGUUGUUCAUUCCAGCAGUUAUAGUUAAUACAGUACUUGGUGACACUCCCUACCCCCAGCUCUUCCAAGUCUCCCACUUAUUUGAGGAGGAAGAGGCAAAGAAAGCUGUCCAGGGAUUUAGCGAUGAAGGGUCGAAGAACAGACAAUGGGCUCUCUUUCCCGAGAGCUAGGUCCAGUAUGAAGAAUGUAAGGAGGGAAGCAAAAAGCACAGACAGAGGAAGUGCUCGUACAUAUUUUUGAGU